Messenger RNA from Gambusia affinis (western mosquitofish), 1850 nucleotides. RefSeq names its product sideroflexin 5b (gene sfxn5b). Bases 136 to 1113 code for a protein of 325 amino acids. NCBI's taxonomy places the organism in Eukaryota, Metazoa, Chordata, Actinopteri, Cyprinodontiformes, Poeciliidae. Gene Ontology annotation, biological process: monoatomic ion transport; mitochondrial transmembrane transport; citrate transport. The transcript has 14 exons. The record is from RefSeq and is a predicted model, not a curated record. Gene Ontology annotation, cellular component: mitochondrial inner membrane. Gene Ontology annotation, molecular function: citrate transmembrane transporter activity; monoatomic ion transmembrane transporter activity.
GAAAAAACUACAACUCCCGGCUGGUGUAGGGGCGCGUCGCUUCGCCCGAGUUGCUCAAUCUGACUGUAGUUCGCUCGACUGUAAAAAUCCCUUCUAAUGAUUCAGUUCGUGAAUAAAUAAAAAGAGUUGGGUGUUAUGGCGGAAUCUGCAGCGUGUCCCGCUUUCCAGCUCGGGAGACCCCGCUAUGAUCAGACUUCAUUCCUUGGACGUCUGAGACACUUUGUUGACAUCAUUGAUCCCAGCACCCUGUUUGUCUCAGAGAAAAAGUUAAAAGAAUGCAUCAAACUCCUUGAUGACUACAAACACAACACACUUCCUCCUGGAGUGUCUGCAGAUCAGUUGUGGGAAGCCCAGAAGAUUAAACAGGCCAUCAUUCACCCUGAUACAGGAGAGAAGAUCUUCAUGCCAUUUCGAAUGUCAGGUUAUGUGCCAUUUGGAACACCAAUUGUCAUUGGCCUUCUCCUCCCAAAUCAGACUGUGAUGUCUACCAUUAUCUGGCAGUGGCUGAACCAGAGUCACAAUGCCUGCGUGAACUAUGCCAACCGGAAUGCCACAAAGCCUACUCCUACAUCUAAGUUUCUUGAAGGUUAUGUUGGAGCUGUGACCAGUGCUGUCUCUAUUGCAGUGGGACUGAAUGUGCUGAUUCAGAAGGCCAACAAGCUGAGCCCUGGCACCAGAAUGAUCAUCCAGAGAUUUGUCCCCUUCCCAGCUGUAGCAAGUGCAAACAUCUGUAACGUAGCCCUGAUGAGACACAACGAGCUGUCUGAAGGUAUUGAUGUUCUGGACAACAACGGCAGCGUGGUGGGAUCCUCCAAAAUCGCUGCUCGACAUGCAAUAAUGGAGACCGCCUUCACACGUGUGGUCCUUCCUAUGCCAAUAUUCGUGCUGCCACCCAUCAUCAUGUCCUAUCUCGAAAGGCUGCGAUUCCUGCAGAGAAACCGCAGACUUCUGCUGCCCAUCCACAGCGUUGUAUGCCUGGUUACGUUCGGCCUCUCGCUGCCCGUGGCCAUCAGCCUCUUCCCUCAGAUGUCUCAGAUUGAGGUAUCUCGCCUUGAGCCGGAGAUUGCCAUGGCAACGGAUUGCAAAGUGUUGACCUACAACAAAGGUUUAUGAUGAAGAUGGGACACAAACUGAGGCUGCUUUAUGAAUGACUGUAACUGCAACCCUCCUGCAGGGUUUUCUGGGUAUCUGACACAUAACUAUUAUUAGAGUUGUAUUUACCCAACAUUCCUAGACCUGUUCUCAUACAGAACAUGCUGCAUUCACUGAGCCACGGUGAAUCCUCUGGACAGCCCAGAGAUUGUUGCCUUUACUACACCUGUCCAGGAAACUCUCAAUUUUUACUAGAACAUCAGUUUUUAUCAAUAAUGUGUUUCUGAUAUUUACAGAAUAUUGUUUUCUGGACUUUCUGUAGCACAAUCAACCUAAAUGGUGAUCCAUUAAAUUCUGAUUAUGAGAUCGUUUAAAUACAUCUUUCCUGGACUGCUUUUGAGUCUGAUAUGUAUUGCGUUUUUCCUCACGUUUCUUCAUAUUUGUUUGUCCCCAAGUGUUGAGCUCUGGCAGCUGGUGUUAUGUUUGUUUUUCUAUCAGAUUUUCACUGCGAACAGCUGCCUGUGAAGCAACAGAAGGAAAGUCUGUGAAUUGGGAUGGAAACAGCAGGAUGAAAGAGGUUAUUGAGUUUUUGUAGAGCAGAGGGCAGCUGCACAGUGUGGGGAUUCUUCCCUGUGCAUUAAUAUUACUGAAGGCACCUCUCAAAAUACACUUUCUGAACAGUGCCCUGCACAUUUAUAGGCACCCUAGUAGAAAUGUAUAAAUGCCUCAGAUUAAAUCUCUUUUAUUGCAGCAGCAUA